Rhagoletis zephyria (snowberry fruit fly) is the source of this 792-nucleotide messenger RNA. NCBI's taxonomy places the organism in Eukaryota, Metazoa, Arthropoda, Insecta, Diptera, Tephritidae. The record is from RefSeq and is a predicted model, not a curated record.
AUGCAGGAAAAAGCUCGUAAACUGGCUGAGGCAUUUCAACAAAACAACGAUGAGAAUUCGCAACCAAAUUCUCAAGAGUCCAGUGCAAAAGACACGACGUCCAAUGGCUCCUCCGCUUCCUCCUCGACGGGCGAACAAAGUAGAACUUCGGUUGAUUAUGUCAAAAGCUGUAAAGACUACUACGAAAUUUUGGGUGUUCCAAAAACGGCCACUGAGGCGGAGAUAAAGAAGCAGUACCGAAAACUUGCGCUACAGUUUCACCCGGACAAAAACAAAGCUCACGGAGCAGCCGAAGCUUUCAAAGCAAUCGGUAAUGCCUUUGCCGUGCUCAGUGAUCCCGAUAAGAGACGUAAAUACGAUCAAAUCGGCCACCAAGACGGCUACGAAAACAUUCGGCGAAGACACUCAAACAACAGUGGAUUCGACUACACUCGUGGUUUCGACGAGGAGUUCAACGCCGAGGAGAUCUUCAACAUGUUUUUCGGCGGCGGCUUUCCUUCUCGCAAUGUAAAAUAUCCCUACCCGAGAGUUACUCAACACUUGAAAGUGCCCUACUAUGUGAAGGAGAACUUUGAGCGCGACUACAAAGGCAGCAUCAAACAGGUGGAAUCUCACGUGGAGGAGAGCUUCAUCUCCAACCUGCAGACGGCUUGCUUCAAAGAGAGAAACUACAAGGAAAAUCUGCGAUACCGAGCCCGAUUUCUGAACGACGCCACGCUGGAGGAAAAGGCUCGCAAGUUCAGCACUCCAUCCUGUGAAAAGCUUACCGAACUAGAGGCGUCCUACUAUUAA